Bombus terrestris (buff-tailed bumblebee) is the source of this 966-nucleotide messenger RNA. RefSeq names its product transcription initiation factor TFIID subunit 12 (gene Taf12). The transcript is spliced from 3 exons. The record is from RefSeq and is a predicted model, not a curated record. Gene Ontology annotation, molecular function: protein heterodimerization activity; TBP-class protein binding; DNA binding. Gene Ontology annotation, biological process: RNA polymerase II preinitiation complex assembly; DNA-templated transcription initiation. Gene Ontology annotation, cellular component: SLIK (SAGA-like) complex; SAGA complex; transcription factor TFIID complex. Bases 103 to 660 code for a protein of 185 amino acids. NCBI's taxonomy places the organism in Eukaryota, Metazoa, Arthropoda, Insecta, Hymenoptera, Apidae.
AGACUGAACUAGUUAUAAUAAGUUUUCUCGAUUUGCAAUAUACAUCUGAAAGACGUGACGAAGUAAACAGUUUUUGUACAAAUUGCGAACAAAAACUCUGAUAUGACACCAGUACUUGGUAGUCUACAAUCUAUUGGACCUAAUACUCAGGCAUCGACUACUGUGCCUGAUGUACAAAGUGGCAAUACAGUAGUACAAAUAUUACAGCCUCAGACACAAUCUCAACAGACGCAAUUUGUAUCACAACCUCCAAAACAGCAGGUGGUACAGCAACCCUCUACUCAACAACAAACACAACAAUCACAACAGCAACAAAGUUCCUUCAAUGAUUUUCCACAGUUUCUGACUAAAACAAGAUUACAAGAUCUAGUGAAAGAGGUAGAUCCCACCGAACAGUUAGAUGAUGAUGUAGAAGAAAUGUUAUUACAAUUGGCAGAUGAUUUUGUUGAAACAACUGUAAAUGCAGCAUGCUUAUUGGCUAAACAUCGUCAUGCGAAUACUGUAGAAGUAAAGGAUGUACAAUUACAUUUAGAAAGAAAUUGGAAUAUGUGGAUUCCUGGUUUUGGCACAGAUGAAGUACGACCAUAUAAACGUGCAACAGUUACAGAAGCACAUAAACAAAGAUUGGCACUUAUACGAAAAUCAAUUAAAAAAUAUUAGUCCUUCUGUACAUUUCAUUCUGUAUUGUUAUUUUAUCUUUAACUGAUGAUUCUUCUAUAUUUCUUACAUGACAAUAUACUUUAAGGUAAUAUACAUAACUAAUAUUUAUAAAAAGAGAAGAAAUUAUUAUUAUACAAUAAGUUAUAUAUAGUUUUGCAAUGUAUAUAAUUUUAAUGUUGAGAAUGUCUUCAAUUGUGCAUUAAAAUGUUAUUUUUAUGAAAAGAGUUAAUAGAACGUUCUCAUUAUAAUUUUCUAUGUUCUUGAUCAAAUGUUAAAUUAAAUAAAAUCUUUUAUUUGUAAAAUUUA